Molecule: messenger RNA, 1128 nt
Organism: Pelagomonas calceolata
Lineage: Eukaryota; Pelagophyceae; Pelagomonadales; Pelagomonadaceae
Source: the annotation of a GenBank genome assembly
GUUUUUUGGCAAGCAAUUUGCUCUGAGCCAAAAAGAGGCAUUACAGGCAACAGGAGCAGUUUUUACACAUCUGGCAGCCAUAUCACGGCCUGCUGCAACUGCUGCCUAAAUUUCAAGCGUUUUGGAGCCUGCUAAGACCCAAAACCGCACAGACUCAAAAAAGUUGCUGCAUAAAACGCGCCGCGUACGCCAUCGUUGGGCUAGCGCCACAGCACAGCCAUGAAGCGCCUCUUCCGUCGCAAGAAAAAAGAAACGCCCCGCAAAUCCAAGCCAGCGAGCAUCUAUUACUCGCCCGCCGCGGCGAGCACGCCUACGGCGCUGCGCAGCGAGGAAGUUGCCGUUCCGCAGACGCCACAGGAAAGGGCGCUGGCCGACUUCGCCGCGGAGACGCCUCUCCAAACGCCACCGACGCUGCGGACGCCCGUGCGCAUGCCCAACGGCGGCACUAACCUCGAUGGGGCGGACCUGCGCGACACGCUCGCGCGCGCCACCAUCGACCCCGAGGCCAAGCGCCGCCUCGAAGCGUUGCUAGACCGCCUCGAGGCCGCGGAGCGCGCCGCGAUGCAGACGCCCGUGAGGCGCCAGGUCUCCUGGGACCCCGCGACCGUCGAACGACCGCCGGUCGUCAGGGACGAGUCCUGGCGCAGCUUACAGAGGACGCCGUCGACGCCGACUACGCCUUCCAAACAUUUGCUGUUAGCCUUCGGCCUCGACGACGCCGCGAAUUCGCCGACCGCUAAACGGCGGCGGCGCGGCUACCUCUUCGCCGCGGGCGCCGUCGCGUUUGCUUGUGUGUUCGCCGGCGCGGCGCCGGCGCUGUCGCGCGAGUCGCGGCGCCGCGCCGCGCUGCGCCGGCCGCCCGAGCCCGUCGCGCCCUGUGUGGAAAUCAAAUUUCGGGCGCCCCACGCCAUCGACGCAUACCGGUUGAUGUCCACACAGGUCGCGCCCCUGGCCAAAGACACCGUGGCGGUCAUUCGAGCGGCAUGUCUGACGAAGAAACGGCCGCUCGCGCGGGUCGGUUGUGCGGCGCGGCUGACAAUCGCUAGAUUGCGAAAGCACAUCGUCAAGCUCGUCGUCCUGGUUGUCAUGGGCUUCUCGCCGCUGCCGUUCCUGCUGACAUUUGUCUGA